ACCACCACCCAAGAGGAAGUGAAUGGCUGUAUCAAGGCAGAGCAGGUUUCCUGGGCUUGUUGUCUUGGGAGGAUCUCACAGAGGAGGCUAAGAAAGCAAGUGAAAAAAAAACUGACACUGUCUGCCGAGCGAGCGAGCAUAACACAUUCGACUGAACGCAAGACAUGGAGCUGCAAACGGGCUUAUAUCUCGUGAGCUUUCUGAACCUGGUUCAUUCUUUCCCUGAGGCGUUGUACAGUGUUCACCCAAACAAACUCUCAUUCGAGGAAGCUCAAGAUUUUUGCAAACCCGGUGGUUAUCUGGCCAACGUGAGGGAUGGGCAGGAUUUUGACAGGAUCCAAAAAGCAAUCUGGGAUACAUACAACAAAAGUGUCACAUCUUUCUGGAUUGGACUAAAGAAGAAAAAAGGUCUAUGUGUUUUACCAUCUAAACCUCUUAGAGGAUUCCACUGGACAACGGAAGACAGUGAAGAUUUUCAUGAAAUUACAUGGAAAGGAAAUCCUAUGCAUACCUGCACAGAAGAACGUUGUGGACUGCUUUCGGUGACCUACAGUACAAGAAGCAUCGGGUUGAUGGACUCUGCCUGUAAACAGAAACAUCCUUUCAUUUGCCAACGAAACGUUCAGAAGACAUGUCACCCGCCAUCUAUCUUUGGCACACAUGACAUCAUCGACAACCCAAACGAUCCGUACACUCGUCAAGUAACCUGCAGUUCUGGUGCCACAUUCACAUUGACGUGCUCUAUGGAUCUGAUGUGGAUUGUCAAGGGCAAUGAAAAUGUGGAUGUAUCUCAACUUUGCCUGCAGUGUAACAGUGGCUACAGACGGGAUGCGUCCGGAAACUGUGUGGAUAUAAACGAAUGUUCUGACAAAAAUGCUUGUAGAGAAUCAACGACGCUCACCCCGGACCUGAAAAGUGAUGGUGUGAGUCCAACAUAUUUUAAUGUUAACAAAGAUGCAUCUCUGCGCGAUGAUGUCAAUACAAAUGGGACAGCAGUAGAAAUUGAAGAACACAAUGGAGAUAUUUCCAAUAUUGUGGUACCUGUGAUUAUAGCACUGCUGAUCCUUGCGGUUGUGCUGGUGAUCAUAGCAGCUAUUGUGAAGUGUUGCCUGCAUAGGCGCUCUGUUAAACGGGCCAAAAGAAAGGCGGAAGCCGUGGCUUUGAAUGGGUCGAGCUCCACGGAGAAGGAUCAUGAACAUAUAAAUGAGAGACUGUAAACUGUACAACAUAAGUUGAUCUGACUUACAUGUGGAUUACAGAUGGAGUUUACCAGAAGAUUUUCCUGUCCAGCGUGAGGUCUUUACACAGAAGUGUGGUGUUUAGUUACUGCCAUUUUAUUUGAAAUCAGGGUGAAUGUGAAAUGCCAAUGUAAAUAUGAAAUUUUGAUCUAAAACCUCAUUGGUUUAUACAUUUAUAAAGAUUUUUUUUAUUUGAAAGUUUCAUUGCUUAUAUUUAAAUGUAUGCAGAUUUUUGAGAGCUGUAGAUAUUAUUGGGCUGAAACUGACAAAAUUUCUUAUUUUCAAUCCAGCAUUGGGUCAAAAGGGACAAACCUAACCCAUUGGGUUGUAGUUUAACCUGUGCUGGGUUGUUGCAACCCACAAUUCUGGGUUGUUUUAACCCAUUAUUGGGUCAAAUGUAAACAACAGCUGGGUUUGUCCCCUUUUAACCCAACACCGGUUUAAAAAUAACCCAGCAUUUUUUAGAGUAUAUUUUGUUUCACAAAAUGUUCUGGUUUAAGAAUCUCUAUACAACUGGAGUUUUAUAUAAAUAAAAAAUGUUUAAGCUACAUUAAGAGCAAAUAUUUUUUGAAUAUCAUGAAAAAAUAACCAUAUUAGGUAACAGAUAUUACUGAAGUAUGUCCUGAGUAAUGCACUUGACUCUGUUAAACAGUGCCAGUCUCUUUAAAAAGCCAAUCAGGACACUUGUAAGUGGCUCUCAGCCAAAAGAAUUUGGCACAUGUAGUUGUUUGGCUAAGCAAUAGAGGAUUGGAAGGCUGUUUAAAACAUUUUUAUGUUGUUGUCCCUUUAAACGCCAUCUCAUGGCAAUUCAAACGUAUUUUACGAGGUGGCUAAUUCGUAUUAAUACGUAUAAAUUGCCCCGUGACGUUGAGGUUAUAGGGGUGUGGUUUCGUAAUUGUUUUUUUUUUGUAAUAGUAUGUUCAAUGGUAUGAAUGAUUCACUUCGUACAAAUUUAUACGAAUUUGCCAGCUUGUAAAAUACGUACGAGCUUACAGCAGCUUUAAAGAUGCACUCAGUAUUUUUAUUUUAUAAAAAAUAAAUAAUAAGAACUAUAUAGUAAUAUAAGCUUUCCUUAGGCUACAGAUAUGUUUGGACUUUUCAUUUAAUUAAACUGUACAGGAUUUUAAAGAAAAUGUUACACAAGUGUUAUGCAUUUUAGAGGUAAAGCUUUUAAAGCAGAAAAAUGCUGAGUCCACCUUAAAAAAACAAUUAUGUUUUCAAUUAAACAGAGGCGGACACUACUUGAUUAUUUUAAGUAAAUUUUCCAAGCAUCUGUGCUUUAUCAGAGUGUUUGUCUUGGGAAAAAAUCUACUUUACUAUACAAAAAAAUGUUUACUACAUUCUAAAGCAUAGACUCACAUUGUGUAUUCCUUUUAUAUUGCAU
Molecule: messenger RNA, 2622 nt
Organism: Misgurnus anguillicaudatus (oriental weatherfish)
Lineage: Eukaryota; Metazoa; Chordata; Actinopteri; Cypriniformes; Cobitidae
Gene: clec14a
Product: C-type lectin domain containing 14A
Molecular function (GO): calcium ion binding
Source: RefSeq, a predicted model, not a curated record